Peniophora sp. CBMAI 1063 is the source of this 1158-nucleotide messenger RNA. NCBI's taxonomy places the organism in Eukaryota, Fungi, Basidiomycota, Agaricomycetes, Russulales, Peniophoraceae. The record is from the annotation of a GenBank genome assembly.
AUGAACCAGUCUACCAUCCGCUCCGCUGCGAUUCAAGGUCCACUCGGCACUUUCUAUCCCAGCGCCGCCCUCACACAAACGCAACUCGUGGCUCUCCGCGUUCUCUUUGGUUCUGCGGCUUCUCCCGACGAAACUUCACCAUCGCUCGACAAGCGGGAACAAACUUCCACGCAACUUGCCUCCGCCGAUCAGGCUGAGGGAAAGCGCCAGUCUCGUGCUCGUACUCGCCCCAAAGCCGAGAUCCCUCGCUCGCCGAACUGCUUCAUGAUCUUUCGUGGGCAAUUCCUCCACGCUCCGGAGUGGCAACCUAUCCGCGAGUCUGCCGCCGCUAUGCAAUACAAUCUCUCGAAGCUUGCGGGAAAGCUCUGGGCGUCCAUGGACGACGAGAGAAAACAGUCGUACCGCAGGCUACAGGACGAGCGCGCGCGGGAGCACAGACUUCUCAAUCCCAACUACCGCUACAAGCCGAAGCGUCGUGAACAGAAGACUCGUCAGCCUGCCAAACGCCCGCUUACUUCGAAGAAGGAUGGCCGCAAGCAAAUUGAGGAGGAGACAUUGGUCGUUCUCAUCAAUCAGUUCAGAUCGCACAACGAACUUCUUGGUUCGCUCAUUGAACCAUCAGUCUUCUGCUCCAACGCAAACGAAUCUCCUGCGUCAUGCGAGGACGAUAAGGCAUCUGCCUCACCCCCAUCCAUAUCGUGCCCAGCGUCAACAGCGGGCUCGCCUUCGAGCCUCGAUUCUUCAAUUUAUGAGGCUUCGAUCUUCGAGCCUUCGGUUUUCUGUCUUGACGAGAGCAUGGGCACUGGGAAUCCUGAGUCCUUCGACGCCGCGCUUGUACCAUCGACGAGCUCGUCUUCUCCCUCGGUCACCGGCCCCGCCGUCGGCAUGGAGUCUUCACUGCAGCAAACGACGUUGCCGGACUUCGACAUGUCUUGGCUCGACGAACUAGCGUCCGCAUCUGAGCCCAUCUUCCCGUGGACGGGCGACUCUCAAUGCAUCGACUCCUCGUUGAAUACCCUUGAUCUGAAUAUGCCCUUCGCCGACUUUUCGUGGUUCAACGACUUCGACACUGAGCAAAGACUCCUGGACAGUAACAGUUCGUCUGAAUCGGACAUACCACAGUCCUCACCCGUCUCAGACACGCAUAACAAUAUCUAG